Molecule: messenger RNA, 612 nt
Organism: Solanum verrucosum
Lineage: Eukaryota; Viridiplantae; Streptophyta; Magnoliopsida; Solanales; Solanaceae
Exons: 1
Coding region: 1-612 (203 amino acids)
Source: RefSeq, a predicted model, not a curated record
AUGGACUGGAGAUUCAAAAGUGGAAAGCCAGGGGUGCUGUUCAAAUUGGAUAUUGAAAAAGUUUUUGACAAAGUGAGUUGGUCCUAUUUGAUCAAUAUGUUGAGACGCACGGGAUUUGAGGAAAGAUGGUUAAGAUGGAUUAAAUUUUGUAUCUCAACUGUCAAAUACUCUGUUUUGGUAAAUAGGGGGCUUGUGGGGUUCUUCUCUCCUCAAAGAAGCAUCAGGCAAGGUGACCCUAUUUCACCUUUCCUCUUUAUUCUUGUCAUGGAAAGGCAUAGUAAAAUGCUACAAAAAUCCAGGCAGCUUCACUGGAUAGAGGGCUUCAAAAUAGUAAGGAAUAACGGGUCCCAAGCUACAGUUUCACAUUUGCUUUAUGCAGAUUACACUCUGGUCAUCUGUGGAGCUGAGAGAUCCCAAGUGAUCCACCUAAAUCUAACUUUGUCUGUUUUUGAAGCUAUCUCAGGGAUACACAUGAACAUGCAAAACAGUACCAUAUUCCCCGUAAAUGAAGUUGCCAAUCUGGAAGAAUUGGCAGGCCUUAUGGGCUGCAAUAUUGGCUCUUUUCCUUUUAGCUACCUUGGUCUUCCUUGGGUGCUAAAUCCAAUUCCAUAG